AUGGCCACGGGAACAAGACCUCGACCCAGCGUCGUGGGCAUCGACCUUGACAUCAACAUCCACGACGACGACCGGAGUUACAACCACCCCAGCGCCCCCACCAAGGACGUCUCGGUCCUCGACGAACUCCCUCUCGGCAACAUCCAGAACCUUGCCCAGCAUUCCAUCGACUCGUUGUCUGCCGACCUCGACAAUUUCCACAUACACACGCUAGACCUGGCCAAGGAGAACGCCUAUUCUCAACAGCAGUUGCUGCAGCCGCACACGGCAAAGCUCCGAGGGCGCAAGGCCCGUCCCCACGUCAACGUGGAUACAUUUCAGGUUCCAGUUGCAGCGCCAGACCAAGACAACACGUCGUCUAGGGCAGUCUCUGGUUCGAGCUCAGACGUCUCCAGCGUUGGCUUGCUGUCAUCUGAAGACUUCCAAAAGAACAACGCACUUGCCAUUGCAAGCCACCACCUACCCAGCAACCAGGAGCAGCUGUCGAAACACCAGGCAGGUCAGUUUGAAUGGGUGCUCUCUAUCCCCAUCGGCAAUGCGGCCAGCGAUGCAGUCCAACCCAACCACGGGGAGUCGCGAGACAGGAGACUUCUCUUUGGGUGCAACCUGGUCCAUCGCAGAACCCAGUCCGGCGGCCAUGUUGGCAAGGACGCCAAGUCAGCUAACAUAUACACCCUCUUAGCCACCCGCAUUGAAGGUGAUGACGACAGGCCCACAAUCGACCAGGCCGCCCCAAUAGAGGACACAGACAUCAUGUCCACUACCACCCAGAUCCAGGAUCCCGACACGACAGUAAUCCGGAUGGCGGAGCCUCACCAGACCGAGGAAGGCGAGCUGCAGAGGGAAUCGCAACUGACGCUGGACACCAAGGCUGACGACACUGUCGAGCAUUUCAUUGCUCUCUCGCCCGCUGACGCCUCGCCCCGCAUUGAGGAUUCCGUCGAGGCCAUCGAUAAGCUCGAAGAGGAGCUGGAAGCCCUUAACGAGGUGACGCGGCUCGAUCGCGUCCUGUCCCCCGACGCUGGAAAGGCGUCGAAAGUGCAACCCCUUUUUGCGACAACAGCCACCGCGAAAGCUGCAUCGCUGCCAAAGCGAACAGGCUCGGUCGCAGCAAGUAACGCCGCCGCACGGAGGACGGGAGCUGAGACGGUCCGUAUCAAGAGGGUAGAGCGCACCUCCUCGGUGCGCAGGUCGACGUCGAUGACAUUCAGCCACGAGGAAGAGAGACCAGCUAGCGUGAGUCAAAACGUCGGCCCGAGAAAGUCGGCGGUGGCGAGACCCACCAGUCUGCUGCCGCCGAGACCGCCAGCCCGGUCUAGCAAGCCGCCAACGGUGUCGACGUUUGAACUCCCCGGCGAGGCAGUGGCGCGGCGGCUGAAGGAACAGCGCGAGGCCCGCCUUUCGCGCCAGAUAACAUCGGAAGAGGCGGCGGCCAUGGCUGCGGCUUUCUCUCCUUCUAAGCCUCACGCAAAGUCGACCAAGCCGCCGACGCGGCCAACGUUUGAGCUGCCCGGCGAGGCCAUCUCUCGGCGCAAGCGAGAAGAGCGCGAGGCCAAGCUGCGCGCGCAGGAGGAGGAGGAGCGCAAGCGCCGCGAGUUCAAGGCCCGGCCGGUCCGCAAUAGCAUCGCCCCGGGCAGCUAUCCGCGCGAGACGGUGGCCAGCCGUGCGCGCCAGGGCAAAGUAGCACAGCAGUCCGAGAACGGCGAGCCGGCAGCGCCCGCGACGCCCAUCGGAGGCACGAUCGCCCGGAAGCGGCAGUCCAUGGCGCCUAGCGGCCCCGGCAGUUCGGCCGCGCCCCGCGCCUCGCUCAGCGUGGCAUCCGGGAACCAGCAGCAGCCGACGCGCGGCCGCGGGUUGAUGGCGACAGCCGCCGACAGCUACCACCUCAGCCGGGCGACUAGCGCGACGUCGACUACGGGUAGCAUCCGCGGCAGCGGCGGCGGCAGCGUGGGCAAGCGCAGCACCAUCAGCAGCGAGGAGGCGCAGCAGCAGAAGCUGCGCGGCAAGGAGAUUCUGGCGCGCGACAGCGUUUACGUCGUCGACCGCGAGCGCGAGCGCCGCGAAAGGGAGGCGGCCACCAAGCUCGCCCGCCAGGAGGCGGCGGAACGCUCGCGCCAGCUCAGCCGCGAGUGGGCCAAGAAGCAGAACGCCAAGAAGGACGCGCUGGCGGCCAAGGCUGCCGGCCCGGCUAUGGCGGCGUGA
Lasiosphaeria miniovina is the source of this 2202-nucleotide messenger RNA. RefSeq lists its product as uncharacterized. The record is from RefSeq and is a predicted model, not a curated record. NCBI's taxonomy places the organism in Eukaryota, Fungi, Ascomycota, Sordariomycetes, Sordariales, Lasiosphaeriaceae. The transcript has 3 exons. The coding region runs from base 1 to 2202 and encodes 733 amino acids.